Messenger RNA from Triticum turgidum subsp. durum (durum wheat), 369 nucleotides. The record is from the annotation of a GenBank genome assembly. NCBI's taxonomy places the organism in Eukaryota, Viridiplantae, Streptophyta, Magnoliopsida, Poales, Poaceae.
AUGGAAAACAAGGCCUCUCAGCCUACAGAAGAUGGACAAGAAUCAAACUCUACGACCAAGGCUGUAGCUGAAGUGCUUGCUAACCACACUAAGAAGCUAAGGUUUCUUCAGCAUGUGGGGAUCCAACAUGUCCAUGCGAGAUCUAGCGAUAGCAACUGUCAAGCAGAAUUGGCAAAGAGGGGCAAUGUUGAGCUUCGAGCUCUUGUUGACACCUUGACCAAGCAGUUGAAGGAGUCCGAAGAAGCAAGGAUCAGGCAAGACGAGGAGCACAGGAAGAGAGAUGAGGAGAACAGGAAGAAGCAAGCUGAGAUGGAUGCAAAACUAGACUUUUUGUUAAGUCAGUUGCAAGCAAGAUCAACUCAAGGGUAA